This is a messenger RNA of Penicillium taxi, 1101 nucleotides long. RefSeq lists its product as uncharacterized. NCBI's taxonomy places the organism in Eukaryota, Fungi, Ascomycota, Eurotiomycetes, Eurotiales, Aspergillaceae. The coding region runs from base 1 to 1101 and encodes 366 amino acids. The transcript has a single exon. The record is from RefSeq and is a predicted model, not a curated record.
AUGGAAGGCGAAAGCGGUCACUACUGUACGGAGAUGAAGGACACAGAUUCAAUUAUUCAGGACCCUGGACAGAGUAAAAAGCCAGCGCCGGAACAGGCCAGUCAGCUGCAGCGCCAUGAAAUCAAACCAGCUAGUCUCAAAGAUGGUAUUCUUGAGGAUACUGAACUUUUGGCUGACCUGCGCUCGCUGUCUUUGAAUGAGGAUAGUGAUGCAACUGCAGAUGGUUGGGGGACAUGGAGGAGAUCAAAGUUUUUCAUUCUCCAGUAUGGACCGCGCCAUAAUGCCAUGUUCAAGGCAAAAUAUACAAAUGGAUACAACACUGAAGGAAUGCUGAGCAUAUCGGAUCCCGACUCGCGCAUCACUCAGCUGAAAUCUAAAGAUGACCAGGGGACAAAACAAUGGAGAUACUCACGAGAAAACGUGGUUGGCAUCUGUGGAGUUGCAUUCGAAGAGAGAAAAUAUCUGAACAAACAAUACAAAACACGCCCUGCUGUCUGGAUAAAGAUCAAAUGGAAAAAAAUCAAGUCUGACGAUAAAAUGUUCCUCAAAGGAGGCUGCUCUUGGAUUCCUAAAGGUGAUUUUAUUCGCUUAUGUGGAAAAAAAGAUGAUGCUGAAAACAAACUCAGAGAGGCUUGGUCUAAACAGACACAACGGUUUACAGACUGGCAGAGUAAAAGAACCGAUAAAUCAAGAGAAAGAACCGACUUUUCCCCCACACCCUGUCCAAUGGAUGCUGUUCCAACUCUCUCGACUCAAAGACGUGGCUAUGUCCCAACCAAGCUCUCUGGAGAGCUCAAGCAAGAAUCCGAAGACGAAUCCGAAAACUUUGUUUCGACCAUCCCUGCAACUGAUACUUCAACAAUUGCGAAAAGCCAAUCACCCCGGGCAGGAAUUCAGACUGAAAAAGACGAAUCAAUCAUAUCACUUAGUCGGAAGGAUUACAUGGCCGCUAUUGCUCGAAAAGAGAAUUGGGAUGACAUGAGCGCUGCAGAAAGGAAAUUGAGGCAGGAUAUUGCUGAGGCUGAUCACGCUUCCCACCAGAAGAAGAUACAAGCUGCAGAAGAUUAUAGAAAUGCCUUGCAAGAUGCUGAACCUGAGUAG